CGUCCAAACUUUAAUCACGGGAUUUAAGGAGUACUCCGUAAUUCACUAAUCCUUUUUUAAAAGUGCUCCCUGCAUUUUCGGUCUUUCCUUCAUGUGAGAGACUUUGACUCUAUUCCAGAGUGAGUGACUUUGAGUCUUUUGUGUACGUUUUUUUGGCGCUAAAUGCUCUAGCGUCUGUCUUCCUCUUCUCCAGUUCUUAGGGUUCUUUUCACACAUAGGCUUAUGGAUCUUCGAUUCACUGGGCUCCCUGGCUCCGUGAGCACAUUCAAGCAGCAAGAUGAGUUCCUUUGUUCUAGCUUUCAACGAUCUGAAGAUGCUGCUUAUUACACUCACUUGGACGGCUCUUUAGCUCUGGAUUCCAUGGGUGACCCUUUGGCUGCGCCUGUUUCCAACCACGAGGCAGACCCUGUUUUCAAGUACCUCAACCAGAUACUAUUGGAGGACGACAUCGAUGAUAAGCCCCCUAUGUCCUAUGAUCCAACUGCUCUUGAAGCCGCGGAGAAAUACUUCUAUGAAGCCCUUGAUGAGAAGAACCAUCCUUCACCUCUUCACUCUCUGGGUAGCCAUAAACAACAAAGCUCGGAUAGAAUAUAUGUGAAUUCUAGUGAACUCUAUUCGAGCAAUGGUUCCACCAGUAGCAAUCACAGUGACCCGCCUCAGCGAAUUGUCGAUCAUGGACAAUCUAUGUCACCUUUAGUGGGCUGUCCUCCUGAGCCAUAUUUCCAUUCUUUGCUACCCACUUCUGAGACUUCAAAUGGCUCUUUAUAUAGCAAUGGGAGUAGUACGAACCUCCAAGUGGACUCUCUGUGCACAAUGCAGUUCAAGAGAGGAACGGAGGAAGCUAAUAAAUUCAUCCUCACUAGUAAUCAACUGGCUUUUGAUUUAGACUCAUUGCCUCCAAAGAUGGAUGAGAGGCCUGAUGAUACAAUCACCGAGCUAGAGAAUAAUGAUAUGGAGAGUUCACUUACAACUUCUGCAAGCAGAAAGAAGCAUCACCAUCAGGAUGACAAGAAGUUUGAGGGAGAGAGGAGCAGCAAGCAGUCUGCAGUUUAUGGGGAAGAGGAGUUAUCAGAGAUGUUUGAUAAAGUUUUGUUGUGCGAUCCUGUUGAGUGUCCCAUGAAUGUUUUAUCUGAAGUUGGCAAUGGCCGGUUACAUAAUGUUCCCAAUGGUGGGGAUAUUCCACUCUCCUCUGAAGCUGGAAAGAGCAAUUCACACAAUGGACGCAAACGCCGUGGGAAGAGGCUGCAGGGUGAUGAAACAAGUGAACGUGUAGACGUAAGGACCCUUUUAAUCAGCUGCGCACAAUCAGUUGGUGCUAGUGAUUGCACGACUGCAAAAAAACAUUUAAAAGAGCUCCGGGAGCAUUGUUCCCCUACUGGUGAUGCGAAUCAGAGGCUGGCAUAUGUAUUUGCUAAUUGUCUUGAGGCACGCUUGGCUGGCACGGGGUCUCAGAUCCAUAGAUCUCUAGCCUCUAAAACGUACACAGCUUUGGAGACGUUGAAAGCUUACCGGGCAUACAUGUCAGCAUGCCCGUUUAAGACGAUAACAAUAGCAUAUGCAAAUGAAAUGAUUUACAUGGUUUCGCUGGAAGCUAAAGUGCUACAUCUUAUAGAUUUUGGCAUUUUGUAUGGUUUCCAAUGGCCUGCCCUAAUCCAACUACUGUCUACCAGGCCGGGUGGACCUCCUAAACUUCGCAUUACAGGAAUAGGUCUUCCCCAACCGCGCUUUCAGCCAGGAGAAUUGAUAGAAGAGACCGGACGGCGCCUGGCAAAGUAUUGCGAGCGUUUUGGCGUGCCAUUUGAGUACAAUGCCAUAGCGGCUCGAAAUUGGGAGGCAAUUAAAAUUGAAGAUUUCAAGCUUAGUGAAAAUAGUGACGAGACGGUUGCAGUAAACUGCAUGUUUUGGCUAAAAGGCCUGGCUGAUGAAACAGUGAGGGUGGACAGUCCUCGUGAUGCAGGUUUACGCCUAAUCCUCAAACUGAAACCGAGUAUUUUUGUGCACGCCAUUGAGAAUGGAUCUUUCAAUUCUCCAUUCUUUGUGACUCGGUUCCGUGAGGCCCUCUUCCACUACUCUGCAUAUUUUGAUAUUUUUGACAGUACAUUGCCCCGUGAUACUCUGCAGAGGUUUCUUCUUGAGCAAAAUUUCUACGGGCGAGAGUCGUUGAAUGUGAUUGCAUGCGAGGGAGAAGAGAGGGUUGUGAGGCCCGAGACGUACAGGCAGUGGCAUGGGAGGAGCAUGAGAGCUGGGUUCAAGCCUCUUCCACUGAACUCUGAGUUCAUGAACAAGUUUAGGAAAACGGUGGAGGCAGGGUACCACCCAGAGUUUGUGUUUGGUGGAGAUGGUGUUUGGAUGCUGCAGGGAUGGAAGGGGAAGGUUCUUUGCGCUAGCUCCUCUUGGGUGCCUGCAUAGAACUCUCCCGUUGUUCCACGUAAACAACAACAGGCACUCACUUCCAAUCCCGCGGUGGAUUUCACGAAAAACAAAACAAUCAAUCGAAAGAUAUGAAUGUUGUAAGAUUUGCUGCAUAACCGAAUUGUUUUGCGAAUAAGGACAGUGACAUUUA
Cuscuta campestris is the source of this 2563-nucleotide messenger RNA. The record is from the annotation of a GenBank genome assembly. Lineage: Eukaryota; Viridiplantae; Streptophyta; Magnoliopsida; Solanales; Convolvulaceae.